Molecule: messenger RNA, 1152 nt
Organism: Telopea speciosissima
Lineage: Eukaryota; Viridiplantae; Streptophyta; Magnoliopsida; Proteales; Proteaceae
Product: ATP-dependent DNA helicase PIF1-like
Exons: 3
Coding region: 1-1152 (383 amino acids)
Biological process (GO): DNA repair; telomere maintenance
Molecular function (GO): DNA helicase activity
Source: RefSeq, a predicted model, not a curated record
AUGCCAGGAGGUCGAACUGCACAUUUAAGAUUUAAAAUCCCAAUAAAUAUCAAUGAUUCAAGUAUUUGCAGUGUCUCAAAACAAAGUGCCACAGCUGAAUUAAUAAGAAAAGCAAAACUUAUUAUAUGGGAUGAAGCUCCAAUGGCAAAAUGCCAAGCAAUUGAAGUAGUUGAUCGGACAUUACCAGAUAUAACAAACAACUCAGAAUCAUUUAGAGGAAAGGUUAUGAUAUUCGGAGGAGACUUCAGACAGUUUCAAUUGAAAACUAACAUGAGGGCGAUAGCAGAUAAAUAUUUUAGUGAUUUUCUGCUACGUGUUGGGAAUGGAGAAGAACCAACAGAAUUGGGAGAUUCUAUCCACAUUCCAGAUGAAAUGGUGAUAGAAUUCGAAGGUGAAGAAAAAUCAGAAAAUGAGUUGAUAAAUGCAAUAUUUCCUUCAUUACAACUUCAAUCUGAUUCAACAGAAUACAUUACAGAACGAGCUAUCUUGGCAACGAAAAAUGACACAGUAGACAAAUUGAAUGAGAAACUAAUUUGUCAAUUUCCAGGAGAAAGUGUUACAUAUCAUAGCUUUGAUUCAUCAACAGAUGAUGCAGAUACUCAAUAUCCUGAAGAAUACCCCAAUUCAUUGGCUCCAAAGGGACUUCCACCAUAUAAAUUAGUUUUGAAGAAGAAUUGUCCAAUAAUGCUAUUAAGAAAUUUGAAUCCUUCUCAGGGUGAAUGCAAGGGUACACGGUUGAUUUGUCAUCAGUUUCAAAAAAAUGUUAUCCUAGCAGAGAUUGCAGUUGGACAAUUUUCGGGUAAUCUUGUUCCUCUUCCAAGAAUCCCACUAUCUCCAGCAAAAAAUGAAGGAUAUCCUUUUCAUUUGAAAAGAGAGCAAUUCCCAAUUCGACUUAAUUUUUCAAUGACAAUAAAUAAAUCACAAGGCCAAACAAUACCACAUGUAGGAGUAUAUCUACCAGAACCAGUAUUUUCACAUGGGCAAUUGUACGUAGCAUUAUCAAGAGGUAUAUCAAUGUCUACCACCAAGGUUUUGGUGAAGAGGGACUAUGCAAAAAGAAGAAAUGGAACUUACACAAAGAACGUGGUCUACAAAGAAGUAUUAUUACAAAAUAGGUUAAAUGAUUUUGCGAUGUCUCUUGACGAAGAAUAA